CACUACAAUAACUGCAUAACGAUAUCACAUUUCGACAAAACACAGAUCGCUGUAUUCAUAAAACUAAAAAUUAUAAAGGUAAAUGCACAGUUACAACGUAAACUUCCUAGUUGAUAUAUUUGUUGAACGCAAAAUACCAGCAAGGCAAGAAUUUUCUCUUUUUAUAAUAGAGGUUUUAUGAAUGUGUUUACAUUAAGGACGUAAAGUGACAUCUAGUGAUGGAUAAUAGAAUAGUGUUUCUGUUUGCUGCAGUUGCCAUGAAUUUUGGUCAUUUAGUGGCAAGCCAAAACAUGAAUUGCGCUCAAGGGAAUUGGGGCACAGAUUGCAAAAACACAUGUCCCGAAGGUUGCUCGAACGUCGGAUGUGACAAAGUUACUGGCUCUUGCUUCGGAUGCGACUCAGGAUAUCACGGUAAACAUUGUGACAUUCCGUGUCCGGUUCAUUGCCGAUAUGGGUGUGAUCGUUUCACUACGAAAUGCUCAUCGUGUUACGCUGGUUGGUAUGGCGAUUCUUGCAAUAUACCAUGUCACAAUUGUGUCUCCUGUUCAGAAGCUACGGGUAUUUGUUCAACAUGUACAAAUGGCUGGUAUGGGACCAACUGCAGCAUCCCGUGCUCCAUUGAGACAGGUUGCAACAGAAAUGACUGUACAAAAUCUACUGGAGACUGUUUAGUCUGUAAGAUAGGAUGGUUUGGGCCAAAAUGCGAAAAACAAUGUCCAAAACAACUGUCAUAAUGGAUGUCAUAAAAGUUCUGGUUAUUGCAACUCAUGCAGCUCAGGAUAUUGGGGCUCUAACUGUUCAAAGCUUUGCCCUCCCAAUUGUCAUAAUGGCUGUUCUAAAGGUAAUGGUUAUUGCAGUCUUUGCAAUUCCGGAUUCUGGGGUUCGAACUGUUCAGAUAUCUGCCAGGGAAAAUGUGAAAGUUGUGAUAAAUAUCGUGGAACGUGUUUGUUUUGCCCAUAUGGGUUAUGGGGAAGUGACUGUUCGAAGACGUGUAAUACUAAUAACUGUAAAAUGUGUGAUAUCAAUACAGGUAUUUGUAAAGCAUGUGCAUCAGGCUUUUGGGGACCAAACUGUAACUACCGAUGCAAUAACUGUUCCAAUAUAAAAUGUGACAUUUCCACGGGUAUAUGUGAGACAUGUCCAGAGGGAUUUGCUGGAGAAAAUUGUAAUAUAAAGUGUGAGAUUUCUACUUGUUCAAGUUGGCAGUGUGAUAGGAAGCAAGGAUUUAAAUGUUCCAGCUGUGUAAAUGGCUAUUGGGGAACACUUUGUGAGAAACAAUGCAUGCGAAAUGGCAGUUGUAACUACUGCGACAAGACAACUGGAAUAUGUAAUUCGUGUUUAAGUGGAUAUUGGGGAACGUUUUGUGAGAAAAAAUGCAGUGAGACUGACGCUUGUACAUACUGCGACAGAAACACUGGAAUUUGUAGUUCAUGUUUAAGUGGAUACUGGGGAAACCAUUGUGGACAUGCUUGCCCUAAAACUUGUUCUGGAACAUGCUAUAAAAGUACAGGACUAUGUAGGUAUUGCAAACAGGGAUUCUGGGGAAACUCAUGUGAGAGGAAAUGUCUGGCAGGAGACGGGUGUCAGUAUUGUAGCAAAACAUAUGGAUCUUGUAGCACGUGUUCAAAUGGUUACUGGGGUAGUCUGUGUGACAAAAAGUGCCCUACAAUGUGUACAGGACAAUACAGCAGGUAUACAGGAAAGUGUUCAAGUUGCACGCCCGGCCACAAGGGUGUAAACUGUAGUAGUACAUGCAAAGAGGAAAAUAGCGAGACAUGCAAAGGUUCAGACGAUAGCUAUACAUGUACCAAAUGUCGAGCGGGUUAUUGGGGAGAAGGCUGUGAUAAUAAGUGCAAAUCGGAGCGAUGUUUGGAAUGUCAUAUGACAGAAGGACGAUGUACUUUAUGUGAAGACGGCUUUUGGGGGAAAUCUUGUAAUCAAAAAUGUCACGAGCGUUGUCAUUGCUGCAGUCUGACUUACGGUACUUGUAGUGCACCGCAUUCCUGUUUGAUGUACAAGGCAACAGCCGAAAUAAGCAAAAGACAGCCGGAGCUACAUCCGGAGGUAGAAAUGUUGGACAUCAGAGUGUUUCAUACUCAGAUCGUAAGAGAAAGGCCAAAGUUGAGACACCAUCGCUUCAAACCGGAAAAGUCAACCGCACAUAUAUGACUGAGGAAGCAAACAAAGGAUUUGAAGAAGAAGAAAAUUAUGAAAGUGUCCUCGAAUCAGACGAGAUCUACGAAAACCCAUAGGUCUCUGAUAAGAAACAACUGACUUUAUUGUUAUUGUUGUUGUUGUUGUGUAUAUCGUUUCAAAUCACGCUUUUCAUACAUACUUAUUCACUUGUAUAUACAAUGUGAUAUGAAAAUAUUUCCUCAUAUACAAUUCUUAAAGUUGACCAGGUUUCACACUGUGUUGCAAAUUUUAAACAACUUUCACCGUGCCGUUUUUUUGUAAAUUUUGCAUAAUAUAUGGUAUUUCUUCACGCUCAGGAAGAGACAAAAUUCAAUGUGAUGGCCACUAUCUAAAACGCUUGCAGAGAAUUCAUUACAACAUUAAUUUUGAUAAAAGAAACAUCAAACUAUUGUUAAACAAUUAUAAAACACAAAAUAAAACUUUAAAAAUCAUUUUUGUCUAGGGUGCCUCAAGUAAACAGAUUUAAUGAGACAGAAUUCUAACUCCAACAUUGAAAAACUAAGGUCGAAUCCGGUGGGUCUGUUUUGAAUUUUGCUCACUUCAUUCAAAAAUAACCUUGGGGCAAUAGUAAAACCUACCUGCAUUUCUUCCAUAACAUGUAAUCUAACGAAUGAAGGCAAAAUAGAGAACUUUUACCGCACGUAACUCAGUAUACUCUACCCCUCCUGAUUCAGAAGUAAAUUUACAUUAAACAGCAAAAAUCGCUUAUAAAAUGAAAAUUUUCCACUUUUGUACAAUUCAUCCAUAAUUAGUCUUGAAAGAAGUAAAAACUUACUAGAAAAAAAAGGAAAACAUGGAGAAAAAAAAUUUGGUCCCAGUGGGGUUUGAACCUACGCCCUCCUGAAAAUUGCAGUCAAAGUAGGUUUAUGGUAGGAAUUGAAUACUCUUCAAAAAGGAGAUACUCUAUUACGGGUCCAAUACCUUAAUAUUUUUUUUGUGAGAGGAAAUAUUUGUUACUUAUUCAUGAUGUAGAAGUUAGAAAGUGUUAUUUAGCCUUUCGUUUAAGUGCCUAUAGGCUUCAAAUAGUAAUGGGUAAAUAUUUAAUCAAAGUACCCCCUGUAAACUUUGUAAUAAUGACCAAGUUGAAAUCAAAAUUAAUCUUUUAAUUCUAUCGUUAUCAUUGUGCUGUUAUGAGACCAAAAAUAAUUGUCCAACUAAAUAAUAUGUCUGAUAAUAUAAAAGGUCAAAUUUAUUUUGCAAAUGACAAAGGAAUUUUUGAUUUUAUUCAACUAUUUUCUGAUUGUUUCAGAACUCGUAGGUCGAGUAUGUAGAAUGGCUUGAUUGGUUUUAUUUGAUGAGCAUUUGAAUUCAUAGUAUGUUUCAAUGAAAGAUACGCAUAUUUUAACUUGAAAUUAAUUGUUUGAUUUAAAUGUACAUGUGCUUUAUAUUUAGUUAAUUGUAUUACAUAUCAGUUUGUCAUGCCUUAUUUCUGUACUGAAAUUUCUUACGUUUCAUUUAUUUUUGAUUGAUAUGGCAUAAAGGGCCCAUUAAGUGUUUAUAAAAUAUUCUAUUCUAUGGUUUUAAAUUCUCUUCUAUUUUAUUCUACGGUGUACAAUAUUACGUUUGUUCAAAGAAAAUUAACCUGUCUGAAGUUAUUUUGAAAACAAUUAAGAGCGCACAUCUUUGUGGUCUUUAAAUAGACAUUUAAAGGUUUUUAAGGUUUUCCCUUGUUGUGUAAACAUUUUCAUUUUCCAAUAAUCUGAUGAUAAAAGUAUCUCUGACAUUACAAAAAUAAUCACGUGAAUUGUAAUAUAUGAAUAAAUACUUGUUUAUAUCCUUUCAAAAGUUUUUGCAUAAAGUCCCUACACCCCUAGCCUGGGUAAUAUUUUUUGUUGGAAUAAUCAUCUAAAGCGUCAUUUUUUUAAAACGCAGUUUGAAAUAAAUGUUUAAAAAAGACCAAUUUAUUAUAAAAUAUGAGCUGAUUACCAAAAACCAAAGCAAUUUAUUUCCUGCUUUGUUUAUUUGGCGACAUUUUUUCAAAAUGGACUGAGGUGCAAAAAUACAUAAAAUCAUAUGAUUGCAGAAUUUGAAUUUCGUGUAAUUUAGAUAUCAUAUUUACAAUUAUAGUCGUUUUUAAAAUAUUAAUUUACAAAUAUUAAAGGGAUUGGAAAAAGAGUUAUUGCAGCGUCAGAAGAUGCAUUUAGUACACGUAUAUUCUUUGAUAAAGUAGCAUCAAACAUUACAAUCAUGUACAUCUUACAAUGAGAACAUAUGUUAUAACAAAUACUUACCUUGGGUUGUGGACUUCAGCCUGUCUGUCAGCAUUUUUUUUAACCAAAACAAGUGUUUACCAUCAAGAUAAAAUCUUUUGUUUGAUGACACUUUACUGUAACAAGUUUUUGAUAAUAAUAGGCACAACUGUAUUUUUGGUAAAAUUCAAUUGUUAAGUCGACUGGCAGGUCAGCAUUUUGAAAUUUUGUAAAUAAACAUACUUUUCUUUAUAAAAUAACCAGCUUGUUGAACUACAUGUUUUCUGGUUCUUGAACUUUAUUUAUUUAUUUGAUGGAUUUCUCACAUGAAGAAUUAAACGCCCCGAAUGAGGCUCGAACCCGCAUCAAUGAGGGGCAAGUGAUUUUAGGUCAGUGGCCUUAACCAAUCGGCCACGGAGGCCCCGGCUCUUCGAAAAGAUCCUUUACUUGAGAAUAUCUCUUUCAGAUAAUGAUAAUUGUUUGUUAUCACGAUUCGUGCAUCUCCUGAUUUAAAAUUGAAGUAAGCGUCGUUUUGACACUUCUAUGAAUGCUAUAAAGUAUUUCCAUCUGUAAAGCAACUUCCACAAUUAACUUUGCAAAGAGUUAUCUCAUACCGCGGACGGCAUACCUACAUAGUGAGUCACUCACUGGCCUAAAUGCAAAAGAUGCAUGUGCAAAAUUUGAAUAAUUCUGGAUAUCAAAUUGGAGCUAAGAUGAUUUCUGUAUAUUUCAAAUGAUUAAACAUGGAAACCAUAAAUUUUUAAUUAUUAUGAAUACUUUAUUUUAUCGUUUGCUAUAAUUCUGAGGAAACAGUUCUGGGAUUUUAGAGUGGUAUUUUAAAGUUGGGCAAACGCCUUCAACAACUUUAAUGUCAUUUUUAUUUAUAAUUUGAGCCGCGCCAUGAGAAAACCAACAUAGUGGCUUUGCGACCAGCAUAGAUCCAGACCAGCCUGCGCAUCCGCGCAGUCUGGUCAGGAUCCAUGCUGUUCGCUAACGGUUUCUCUAAUUGUAGUAGGCUUUAAAAGCGAACUGCAUGGAUCCUGACCAGACUGCGCGGAUGCGCAGGCUGGUCUGGAUCCAUGCUGGUCGCAAACCCACUAUGUUGGUUUUCUCAUGGCACGGCUCAUUUCAGAAGUCAUUUACAGAAUGAAAAUAUGCCUUACAAAGAGUCAGAUCUGAAGUCAGUGUUCAAUUGCAACUUUUCUGUAACUACCUCCCGUUACUGAGAAAAUUAAUUUAAAGUUGUG
Molecule: messenger RNA, 5632 nt
Organism: Mercenaria mercenaria
Lineage: Eukaryota; Metazoa; Mollusca; Bivalvia; Venerida; Veneridae
Product: multiple epidermal growth factor-like domains protein 10
Exons: 4
Coding region: 1012-2169 (385 amino acids)
Molecular function (GO): scavenger receptor activity
Source: RefSeq, a predicted model, not a curated record